Molecule: messenger RNA, 3476 nt
Organism: Nannospalax galili (Upper Galilee mountains blind mole rat)
Lineage: Eukaryota; Metazoa; Chordata; Mammalia; Rodentia; Spalacidae
Gene: Twsg1
Product: twisted gastrulation BMP signaling modulator 1
Exons: 5
Coding region: 272-940 (222 amino acids)
Biological process (GO): regulation of BMP signaling pathway
Source: RefSeq, a predicted model, not a curated record
GGCUGAGUCGUCUCCCCGCGGCCGGAGUUGGAGGCAGCCGGAUCCAGGCUGGAGCGGAGCCGACAGUGGCUGCAAGGCGGCGAGCGGGCCUGUCUUUUCUCGGUGCCGAGACUCGUGGGUUCUGCGUGGAGGGCACGGAGGAGGCGCGGCCUGCCUUGCUCGCACAGCUGCCGCCGCGUGCCCCGAGCUCGGCGGGCCGCCGGGGACUGGAGGCCGUGAGGCGCCGCGGCCUGGCUUCCUGGGAGUUACUAAGUGGCUUCUCUGAAGAAUCAUGAAGUCAUACUGUGUUGUGUUAACUCUAGCCUUCCUAAUGUUCCUGAUGUGUCUCCCUGUGUCCCUGAGCUGUAACAAAGCACUCUGUGCUAGUGAUGUGAGCAAAUGCCUCAUUCAGGAGCUCUGCCAGUGCCGGCCUGGAGAAGGAAACUGCUCCUGCUGUAAGGAGUGCAUGCUGUGUCUUGGGGCCCUUUGGGAUGAGUGCUGUGAUUGUGUUGGUAUGUGCAACCCUCGAAAUUACAGUGACACCCCUCCCACUUCAAAGAGCACGGUGGAGGAGCUGCAUGAGCCUAUCCCUUCCCUCUUCAGAGCACUCACUGAAGGAGAUACCCAAUUGAAUUGGAACAUUGUUUCCUUCCCUGUUGCGGAAGAACUUUCACAUCAUGAGAAUCUGGUUUCAUUUUUAGAAACUGUGAACCAGCCACACCACCAAAAUGUGUCUGUUCCCAGCAAUAAUGUUCACGCACCUUAUUCCAGUGACAAAGAGCACAUGUGUACUGUGGUUUAUUUUGAUGACUGCAUGUCCAUACAUCAGUGUAAAAUAUCCUGUGAGUCCAUGGGAGCAUCCAAAUAUCGCUGGUUCCAUAAUGCCUGCUGCGAGUGCAUUGGUCCAGAAUGUAUUGACUAUGGUAGUAAAACUGUCAAAUGUAUGAAUUGCAUGUUUUAAAGAAUGAAAAGAAAUGCAAGCCAAAGCAAAAUAGGAUGACAUGAAAAGUUAUUCCGUGAGUCCACUGGCUGCUGCCAAUAAGUUAUGACUUGUGAAGAAUUCAUAAUGAUUUAAAGUAAGGCAUAUCUAGGAGUGUGUUAAAUUAUAUUACUAUAACUGUGCUUACUGAGUUUACUGCCUAUUAGCAGUAUGUCUUUUUCCUUUGGAGACAUGUAGAACUUUGAUCAUAUAAGAAGCAGGUGUACAGAGGAUUCCUGGAAAGAUCUGUUUUUUGACACAAAGCCUGGUGCUGUUUUCAUCCAGCCUUACAAAAGCUUUUUGUUUUGAAGUGAUAGUAGAAGGCUGUUAGCGUGAGUUCUGGUUUCUUCACCUGCUAACCCUAGGGCAGCAAGUCUUUAUAGUUGUAUGCAGUUCUUCACUGUACCUUAUAUUAUUUAUCUGUUUUGUAUAAAUAGAGUAAAUAUUUAAAUAUAUCACUCUGAAAACUCGCAUACAGAUCACUAUGGAAAGCUUAAUUUCAAACCAUUUUACAUUGGUUUUAGAAAGUAAAUGUGUUUCGCUAGGCAUGUUAGCACACACCUUUAAUCCCAACAUUUCGUAGGUAGGCAGAGGCAGCAGAUCUCUGAAAUCAAGGCCAGCUUGGUUUACAUAGUGAGUUCCAGGCCAACUGGGACUCCACAGAGACCCUGUCUCAAAGAAAGGAAAAAAGAAAAAGAAAAGUAAAUGUUUACUAUAUUCUACAAUAAUAAUUUUUUUUAAACCCCUCUUACAUAGGACUAGUGAGAUGGCUCACUGAAUAAAGACACUUGCCAAUUCCCACAACUCAUUUAGUCAAAGGAGAGAACCAACCCCUGCAUGUUGUUCUCUGGCCUUCAGACAUGCACAGUGGCAUGGAUACACAUGUACACAUGUGCACACACAAACACAAUAAUAAUUAAAUAAAAAAUUUUAAAACUCUUACAUAGUAAAAUCCAUCCUAUAAUGUACAUGCUGACACUGCUCUAGGAAAAGUUUCUCAUUCUCUUCCAUUCCCCUGCCAAAUUGCUGAUGCAUUGAUGUGUAAGCAGUAGAGUCAUCUCUACCAAGAAUUUCAGGAUGCACCCUUGAAACUGCAUUGAAUGCACAAUGAAGGUAUGAGUAUGGAAAUUGAAAGUAAAAACAUUUGCUUGAGGGUUGGAAAUUGACUGCUACAUCAGACUCCACACAGCAUCAAGGCUGGGGAUACAUGGCCAGGUCAGUGUUCUACACAGCACUAAGGCUGGGGACACAUGGCCAGAUCAGACUCCACACAGCACCAUAGCCAGGCACUGAAUGCCAGAUCAGACUCCACACAGCACCAUGGCCAGGCACUGAAUGCCAGAUCAGACUCCACACAGCACCAUGGCCAGGCACUGAAUGCCAGAUCAGACUCCACACAGCACCAUGGCCAGGCACUGAAUGCCAGAUCAGACUCCACACAGACCAGGGAAGCACUAUAGUUGAUUGUGAGGCUGCACCAAAAGGGAUCAGCUCAGCAUUAGCAAGACAGAGCCAGGUUCUUGAGCAAAUGUGUGAUUUUGGAGGGGUUUGAAGAAAAGAAUUUAUGGGUAUGAACAGGGAAGGGGGAAAUGCUGGGAACACUUAAUGGGAUCAAAUUUAAGACCAUUUAUGUUCGUUAUUUUUGUUACUUUGUAAUCCUUUAUUUGUUAAAUUUUUAUCUGAACCUAAUGUUCUUAUUAAAUAAGCAUCAUAUUGUGGGAGGCUAGGUUUCUGAAAUGAAAAAAAAAAAUCGGUUCAAGAUGACGUUCACGCCUAACACUACAGAAUUAUCUAGUUAACUUCUUAUGUAGUGUUUCAAUAGAGAUGAUCUUAAAUAUUAUGUACCCUUCAUAGUAAUAAAAUCCCCACCUUCAAGCAUGAAGCAUAUAUCUAAAAUAUUUGUAGUUCACAGACUCAGUUUUAUAAAAUUUCUAAUUUCUCUAAUGCACAUUUGAAUUAAAAAGUAACUUUUUAGGAACACCUCUUUAUAUGUCUACAUAUUUUAGUCUGCAAAAUAAAUAAUGCUCUUAAAUAUAUUUUGUAUUAUCUGAUCAGUAGUUACAGGACCAUUUGUGAUAUUACAGUUUUCUGUUAUAAAAUUUAAAGCCUUGAUACUGUUCUUGCUCUUUCAGCUAACUAGUGACUAUUCAAGGCACUUUAGCCUUUUAAGAAACUGAGUUAGUUCAAGGAUGUAUUUGGUAGUUAUGCACUGAGGUGACCUUUCUUACUUUACAUAGAGUGCCUCUCUUUAAAUGUGCCUUGAAAACAUUUUAUGCCUUCUUUAGCUCCUAUAUAGCUAAGGGUUUUCUUGAACCUAGGGGGUUUUAAAGGAACCUGCAGCUAGCUGCUUCAUUUCAACUUCGUUAAUUUUUAAGAAAUAUCAUGCUUAUGAAUAGAAGAAUGCUAUUGUUUAUUGGCAGUAUGCCUCAUGUUUUCUUAAUGAUGACCACAAACAUUUUAAAACUAUAUUCAGCAUCUUUUUUUUUUUUUUUUUUUUUUUUUUUUUUUUUUUUAAUAG